AUGCGCCGGCCGCCGCUCGGCCGGCGACCCUUGCUCCGUCUGGCACCGACCGGCGUCAGGAUCAUCACUGGGCCCGGCUCGGACAGGGGGCGAGCGGAGCCUCCGGCGCCGUCGCAGGCGACUGGCAGCCUCCCCGACGGCGGCUCUCGGGGCCUCGCUCCUGACAGGCGGGGACGCCUGAGGUCGCUCCUCCCGGUCGGCGACGACGCAGUGCGGGAGCCGGCGAUAGCAGCGACGCCUGGUGGCAGCUCUGAAGCCAGGCCAGAGCUGUCACAGCUGCUGCCGGGUGAUCGUUCACAGACGCUGACGGCACAUCCCAUCACAGCCAACACAUCUCAGCAUGGCAUCGGUAACGACACUGCCACCAUCUACUACGACAACGACGUCAUUGGUACCAACACUAUUCUGAGCCGUGAAAGGGGCAAGGAUAAGACACGCAUCCAGUCUUCUUCUUUGGGAGACGUUGCAACGUCUUUGAAGCUUGCCUCCGCUGAGCGAGACGAACUGCAGAUCAACGGCAACGAUGUUCAAGGUGGAGGCCCGUUCGGCGGCCGGCUGCGGAGCGAGCCGAAGACCUGCCCCAAGCUGGGGCGCCGCCUCACGCUCGAGUGUCAGGUGGACGCGCCCCCCGGCGGCGCUCAGAUCCAGAGGUUCUGGUGGGCGAAGCGGCACUUCGACUACAAGGACGGCAUCGUCAGAGACGAGCUGCUGGCGCUCAAUGGAAGGACCUACAACCCCGCAAAGGGGGUUCGCGUCCAAAGGGUGGGGGCGGGUCACCAGAAGCUUCAGAUCGCCGCACUGACGUCGGAGGACGCGGGGCUGUACCUGUGCCAGGCCAGCUGGGGCGACGACGUCGCGCAGGCGGAGGUGACCGUGGUCCUCUGCCGGUGACUGCACCCGGGCCGUGCCAGAUGAGGCGGAUCAUCUCCAGCCUUCAUACGUCGUGUGAGGAAACACCUGUCACGCACGCCCCGCUCAUCCACAGCGUGACGUGACGUCAUAUCUCCGGCGAUGACGUCAUCUGUAUCGGGCCAACCCGCCCCGUCGCCUGCAUCAGGCCUGUGCGGACCCCCCCCCCCCCCUGACGAUGCCGCCCACACGU
Pollicipes pollicipes is the source of this 1102-nucleotide messenger RNA. RefSeq lists its product as uncharacterized. The record is from RefSeq and is a predicted model, not a curated record. The transcript is spliced from 5 exons. Lineage: Eukaryota; Metazoa; Arthropoda; Thecostraca; Pollicipedomorpha; Pollicipedidae. The coding region runs from base 1 to 891 and encodes 296 amino acids.